This is a messenger RNA of Suricata suricatta (meerkat), 4118 nucleotides long. RefSeq names its product DENN domain containing 6B (gene DENND6B). The record is from RefSeq and is a predicted model, not a curated record. The coding region runs from base 1 to 1797 and encodes 598 amino acids. Gene Ontology annotation, cellular component: recycling endosome. Gene Ontology annotation, molecular function: guanyl-nucleotide exchange factor activity. The transcript is spliced from 21 exons. NCBI's taxonomy places the organism in Eukaryota, Metazoa, Chordata, Mammalia, Carnivora, Herpestidae.
AUGUGUGUGCGGCUAGACCCAGGUCGCCUGGGCUUCGCCUUCGCCAGCGCCCUGGCCUCCACCCGGGCCUCCGAGGAGCCGCCGCUACGCCCGGCCCGCGGGGCAGCGUCCCCUGGAGCGCGGGCUGCGGCGGCGCCCUGGGCGCGCUUCUCGGCCUGGCUGGAGUGCGUGUGCGUGGUCACCUUCGACCUGGAGCUGGGCCAGGCGCUGGAGCUGGUGUACCCCAGUGACUUCCGGCUCACGGACAAGGAGAAAAGCAGCAUCUGCUACCUAUCUUUUCCUGACUCCCAUUCAGGCUGCCUCGGAGACACUCAGUUCAGCUUCCGCAUCCGGCAGUGUGGUGGGCAGAGGAGCCCCUGGCAUGCGGAAGACAGGCACUACGACAGCGGGGCUCCCGUGUCCUUGCAAAGGGAGCCGGCACACUACUUUGGUUACGUGUACUUCAGGCAGGUGAAGGACAGCUCUGUGAAGAGGGGCUACUUCCAGAAGUCUCUGGUGUUGGUGUCCCGCCUGCCCUUUGUCCGGCUGUUCCAGGCGUUGCUGGGCCUCGUUGCCCCCGAGUACUUUGACAGGCUGGCACCGUGCCUGGAAGCAGUGUGCAGUGAGAUUGACCAGUGGCCAGCCCCCACGCCUGGGCAGACCCUGAACCUGCCUGUGAUGGGAGUCGUCCUCCAGGUUCGCAUCCCAUCCAGGGUGGACAAGCCAGAAUACAGUCCUCCGCAGCAGUGCAGCCAUGAGAGUCCGCUGCCCGCCCCAGUGGUCCUUGCCAGCACCCACGAACUGGACCUGUUCAGGUGCUUCCAGCCCGUGCUGACCCACGUGCAGACUCUGUGGGAGCUCAUGCUUCUGGGGGAGCCGCUGCUGGUCCUGGCACCCUCGCCUGCCAUGGCCUCCGACAUGGUGCUGGCCUUGAUUAGCUGCCUGCAGCCCCUCAAGUUCUGCUGUGACUACCGCCCCUACUUCACCAUCCACGACAGCGAGUUCAAAGAGUUCACUACACGCACGCAGGCCCCACCAAACGUGGUCCUGGGAGUCACAAACCCUUUCUUUAUCAAAACACUCCAGCACUGGCCCCACAUCCUCCGUGUUGGGGAGCCCAAGAUGUCAGGGGAUCUUCCUAAGCAGAUCAAGCUGAAAAAGCCCUCUAGGCUGAAGACCCUGGACACCAAGCCAGGCCUGUACACCACGUACUCCGCCCACCUCCACCGGGACAAGGCGCUGCUCAAGCGACUCCUCAAGGGCCUGCAGAAGAAGAGGCCGUGGGACACACAGACAGCACUGCUGAGGCGGCACCUCCUGGAGCUCACGCACAGCUUCAUCAUCCCCCUGGAGCACUACAUGGCUAGCCUCAUGCCCCUGAAGAAGAGCAUCACGCCUUGGAAGACUCCUCCCCAGAUCCGCCCCUUCCGCCAGGAGGACUUCCUGCGGAGCCUGGAGCAUGCAGGGCCCCAGCUCACCUGCAUCCUCAAGGGCGACUGGCUGGGCCUCUACAGGCGGUUUUUCAAGUCCCCCCACUUCGAUGGCUGGUAUCGGCAGCGGCACAAAGAGAUGGCCCAUAAGCUGGAGGCCUUGCACCUUGAGGCUAUCUGUGAGGCGCAGAACAUUGAGACCUGGAUGAAGGACAAGUCCGAGGUGGAGGUCGUGGACCUGGUCCUGAAACUUCGAGAGAAGCUGGUGCAGGCACAAGGCCGCCAGCUCCCGGUGAAGGAGGCGACGCUUCAGCGGGCACAGCUGUACAUCGAGACAGCCAUGGGCACUCUGCCCAAGGACCUGCAGGCUGUCCUGUGCCCCCCGUAGGAUAGAGCCAAGGGGCAAGGUCCAGGAUCUGGCCACGCUUCCUUGUCCUCAGUGAGAGGUGGUCCCAACCAAGUUCAAGCUCCCUGCUGCUGCCCCCAGCCUUAGCUCCCUGUCGGUACCACUGUUGUUCCAGCAGUAAAGGUGGCAUUUGGAACCACAGCCUGGCCCCUGACUAUUGGCGGAUCACGCGCUGGCCGGAGCCUCGCCUCCCCCUGGGUCCCACCUGCCCUCUGCAAGGCCCGAGGGCUGGGAGGCCCAGCUGGCUGGGAGCCCUCACUGCUCUGGGCACAUGGCCACCCGUACCCUGCAGUGCCCACCUGCCCAUGCCCUGCAGGCCCUGUCCUCCAGCCCCACCAGGCUGCCCGGCCGGAGACGGAAGGAGGCAGCUGUUAGGCGACCCCUCUUCUCACGCAGCCACCCACCCAUCCUGUGGGGGAGGGGGGUACCUCGCUGUGGUCAUUGGCUUGGGAUGGGCAAAGGCCCGUUUGCAGGGGUGGAGCUCUGCCCUGUAGUUUGCUGAGAGGCUGCCAGGAGGGUCUGGGGCACCGUCCUGGGUGCCACUCUCGGAACACCCGACCGGACACCCUCUCCAUUUGCUCAGCCCAAUGCUGGUUCUUGGCCGACAGGCCCUCAACUAUCUCCCGUGUGUCCAUCCACCCCCAUGUGCAGCCUGAGCAGUUCUGGACUCUAGCCUUACCAGGUCUGCUCGGCCAGAGCCCGCCACAGCUGCCGCAGCCUCAGAGCACCAGGCUCCUUGGCAAGGGGCAAAAGGCCCUCAGAGGUGUGACACAGUGGCAUGCUGGGCCCAGUGAUGCCCAGUGCUGGCCGGUACUGGUGCUGCCAUGGCUUAGCAUGGGUGACAGCACUGUCAGCCAGCGGGUGGGUGGGCAUGAGGUGUGGACUGAGCGUUGUGGGCGUGCAGGUAAGUCUCUCGACCUCCCGACCUCAGCCGAGAGGUGAGGAUGUGUGGGUGCUUGACGGAGCUUGGUCACCUCCCUGAGCUGGGUCCCAGCAAAGUGGGUGGGUAUGGGCUGGGGGGCUGUUUCCCCUCCUGGGUGCCUGUAGGUCGAGUACUCACUGACCACUGCACUCCUUCUGUGCUGGGUUUGGCACCAGAUGACAGUGACCGCUGAUCUCAGAAAUGUUGGUGUCAACUUGCGCAGCCCUGACUGGCCUAGGACAGCAUGUCACUGCUGCCAUUCUGCAGGCAGCUGAGCCCAGUCUGGUGCAGGGUCCAAGGACCCGGCUGUGAAUGAAGUGGGAUGGAAUAGAGCCGGGAAGAGGCAUAGAUCCACGUUUGCAGAAGAACCGGGCUGGAGCUCUGGGGGUCAGAGGCCCUGCUUUGGCCCCAAUUGCCACUCUGGCCAGCCUGCCUUGGCUGUCGGCAUGGAGGGGAAGCCUCCUCAUCCAGGAUGUGGUGUUCAAGGGGGUCUGCAAAGACACCAUUGCCUUCUCUGUGCCUCGCUCUCUAGUGUGCCAGCUAGGGACAGGGCCAGAAGUGGCCCUGGGCCCCCUGAGGGCCAUCGCUUCAAGGUGUGUAGCUGGCUUGGGAAGCUGACAUGGGCCUCUCAGUUGUGACCCCCAGUGUGAGGGGUGUGCUCCAAACACCACCCUGGCCUCUGCUUCCAUCCCGUGGGCUGGGGAUGCACAGGCUGCAGGGCAGGGGCUGCGAGGGACCUCCCGGAUGGUCCAACCAGGUUCCCCCAAUUCCCUGAGUCCUGCCGUGUGGUGGAGGCUCCGUGGCCGUCCCUCCUAGCAGUUCAUCCCAAGGACCACUGUGGGCAGGAGCUCUGGGGAGGGACUCCCAGAAGGCUGGGCAACACAGCCCAGGGUGGAGAGUCCAAGGCUCUUCCUUGUUGCCUGACCUCUGGGGCACAUUAGAGCCUUGGUGGGGUGUGUCUGUGGGGGCUGGGCAUUAAGUACUGCCAGUUCCAUCCUCUCCCCCAGAAGUUCCCUUGUUCCCUCCCAGGAUCAAGUGAGCUCUGGUGUGGCUGAGUUUCUGUCCCCACCAGGCUGGAGCAGACAGUGAGGAGGAAGGGGCAGGUGGGUCAGAAGAGGCCGAAUGGCCCCCAUCAGAACCCUGUGGGCAGGAGGGCCUGGAGAGGUGGGUGACCACUGGUCCAGCAGGGUGUUUUGGUCGGUCACUGAGGGCUCUCAAGGUUAGAGGGACUGUGUGUGGUGGCCAUGGGGAUGCCAGUCAGCCACACGAGGGACAGGAAAGACGGCUUCACCCCCAAGCUUCCUGUGCUUUAUUUAAAGAUUCCCUUUUAGUCUGGGAUGGUAGCCUUCCACAUUUUUGGUAUUAAAAUGUCCUGUGACCA